GAACAUUGCGCCACAUUUGCAUCAACUCUUCUUUCACUACCGCCAUUACCAUCAUGGCCAACGGACCUCCUACCCCUCCGCCUACUACCGAUAUUGAAAUACAGGACGCUGCGCGUGAAGAGGCGUCAGCGAAUGCAAAUGCACAAGCAACGAGCUCUGAGACUGAGACUGAGACUGACCCAGAACCUGCGGAACGGCAGCUGCCAUCCCGCUCACCACCCUCUCAGGACGUCUUUCAACAAGCUUUUCAGAAGAUAGCUUCCUUGUCGUCAGAAAAACAAUGGCAUGAACUUAUCUCUGUUGCAGAAGAUGCCGAUGUAUGGGGAGACGACGAGAGCCCCGUGUCGAGAUUGCUUGUCGUCGCGCCUCUUGUUCUGGGGUAUCUGAUAAUUGAUGACCUACCAGCGGCUCGUUUCGCGUUGACGCGCAUACAUCCACGGCUCCAGAAGCUUCCGAUUUCUACCGCAUUGGCAUCCCUUCUAGAAUCCUCUAUGGAGAGAAAACAUAAGGAGGUAUAUGCACGCGCCGAGGUGCUGUACAACAUGGCGAAAGAUACAGGCAGCGCGCCGGAUCCAAAGUUUCCCGGUGUACUUUCAGAGAUGGUGCAGGCGUUUACUGAAUCCUUCCGAGAGAGAACAUUCAGGUUGCUAUCCAAGGCAUACGCCGCUUUACCACUGGCGCUUGCUCAGACCUAUCUGGGGUUGACAUCGGAUCGUCUUCUUGCAGCUGCUGAAAGUAAUAACUGGAAGUACAACGCUUCUACCCAAGUUUUGAGUCCGACUGUCUCCUCCGGUCCCCAGGGUACCUCUUUGUCGGCAUCUUCAUCUUUGGCUAUAUUUGGUUUCAUCGCAGAUAGUGUCGCCGAAGUGGAGAUCAUGUAAAGAUAACUACCUGUACAUUGUUUUACACAUCACCUGUAAUAACACCGUAUCAUGCUGUCUUCAUUCGCUGAACAUUCAGGGCAGCGCCCUUUCCUGGCCACCUUCGCGUCGCCUUUUCGUUCGUCGAUAUGCAACCACUUGCUUUGAGCCCGUCCCACAGGAGGCUUCUAAUGCAUUCGUCUUGCGCCUAUAACUGCCUCUGCAAGGUAUCUGAUUGACUGCACGUGUCUCUAAACAUGGGUUUGGCUUUGUCGCUCACUUCAAUAUAUCUUGAAAGAUACUAAAACUUGAUGUUGGGUAUUUGUUGGAAAUGUUACGCUGUGGUUAUGGUCCGUUCUUGGACAUAAUUUACUUAUUGCAUUGCCUGCCUGUUUCCU
This is a messenger RNA of Guyanagaster necrorhizus, 1258 nucleotides long. RefSeq lists its product as uncharacterized. The record is from RefSeq and is a predicted model, not a curated record. The transcript is spliced from 6 exons. The coding region runs from base 54 to 881 and encodes 275 amino acids. NCBI's taxonomy places the organism in Eukaryota, Fungi, Basidiomycota, Agaricomycetes, Agaricales, Physalacriaceae.